UCGGAGCCCUUGGGGGGUCCCCAGCCCCUCCUCUACCCGCCCCCCUCGUUGGGGCCUUGACCCGGGAGUCGCUGUUGGCCAUCAUCUUUCCCCUCCUUCGUUCAUCCUCUAUUUAUAGCGGCCCCCAGCAUUUCCCGCCCCCCCCCAACCCCCUGCUUGUUGUCCAACUUCUCACGGAGCAGCCGGAGAGCAAGCGGCAGGACUCGGCUGAGGAGGCCACCAUGGCAGAGCUUCAGGAGGUGCAGAUCACUGAGGAGAAGCCACUGUUGCCAGGACAGACGCCUGAGGCUGCCAAGGAGGCCGAGUUAGCUGCCCGAAUCCUCCUGGACCAGGGACAGACUCAUUCUGUGGAGACGCCUUAUGGCUCCGUCACUUUUACCGUGUAUGGCACCCCCAAACCCAAACGUCCAGCGAUAUUCACCUACCAUGAUGUAGGACUCAACUAUAAAUCUUGCUUCCAGCCACUGUUUCAGUGGGAUAUGCAAGAGAUCAUACAGAACUUCGUGCGGGUCCAUGUGGAUGCCCCUGGAAUGGAAGAGGGGGCACCUGUGUUUCCUCUGGGGUACCAGUACCCAUCUCUGGACCAGCUUGCAGACAUGAUUCCUUGCAUCCUGCAGUACUUAAAUUUCUCUACGAUAAUCGGGGUUGGCGUUGGAGCCGGAGCCUACAUUCUGUCACGAUACGCUCUGAACCACCCGGACACCGUUGAAGGUCUUGUUCUCAUCAACAUUGAUCCCAACGCCAAGGGCUGGAUGGAUUGGGCAGCCCACAAGUUAACCGGCCUGACGUCUUCCAUUCCGGAGAUGAUUCUUGGGCACCUUUUCAGCCAGGAAGAGCUUUCUGGAAAUUCUGAAUUGAUACAGAAGUACAGAAGUCUCAUCACACACGCGCCCAACCUGGAGAACAUCGAACUGUACUGGAACAGUUACAACAACCGCCGAGACCUGAACUUUGAGCGAGGUGGUGAGAUGACCCUCAAGUGCCCCGUGAUGCUGGUGGUAGGAGACCAAGCACCUCAUGAAGAUGCCGUGGUGGAAUGUAACUCAAAACUGGACCCCACACAGACCUCAUUCCUCAAGAUGGCGGACUCUGGAGGUCAGCCGCAGCUGACUCAGCCAGGCAAGCUGACAGAAGCCUUCAAGUACUUCGUGCAAGGCAUGGGCUACAUGGCCUCAUCCUGUAUGACUCGCCUGUCGAGGUCUCGCACAGCAUCUCUGACCAGUGCGGCAUCCAUCGAUGGCAGUCGGUCCCGAUCCCGCACCCUGUCGCAGAGUAGCGAGUCUGGGACUCUCCCUUCUGGACCCCCGGGGCACACCAUGGAAGUCUCCUGUUGAGCGACCCUCUUUGCCUUGGUGUGGAACCCAGCCCUCACCUCCCGCAGCACUAACUUAAGAGGUGUUUUCAGGGCAAUGGGCCAGAGUCAGCAAGGAAAAUGGGCAGAUUGUGCAGGGAGAUGAUGACCUUGAUCUUUAAUUGCUACCCUAACCUUGACCUUUAACCUGUGAUAUCCUCUAGCUCCUCGGUGAGGUGUCCUAAUAUCUCUUAGAGAUCCAGGCCCCCUAAGUCAUCUCCUCCUCCCGUUUUGGUCUUGAGAAGGCUUUUAUGUUCACUCUCUGACCUGGGUUCUAUAGAUGAGGAACAAUAAGUUGUUUUAGCUGUCACGGGGAUGCCAUCACUCCCCCUCUUUAGCCCAUAUUUGCAAGGGUAGGAGAGUGUGUGUAUGUGUAGGGUUGGUGGUGGGAUAUGAGGAACUCCAUUCCCCAAAGCUGACACAGUGCCUUGACGUGUGAGGCCUCUGAAGGCAAUGCUCCUAAAUGGAUGUCUCUCAGGGGAAUAUUUGCUGGUGUGUUACUGAUCCUUAACAUGAUAGACAUAUCCAGCAUGUAAAAAGAAAGUCAGAAUGGGAGAUGGUGGCCAGUGAAGAACAAUGGUAAACACAUUGAAGCAGGGGCAGUAGGGAGGGGCCCGGGUCCUUUGGCCGCACUAACUUUAAUAGCUGUCAGUGUGCACCUAAAGUGGGACUGGGGGAAAGAACUUAGGUCCGACUGCUUGGGGCUUGGCAUCAGGGUGGGAAGGGCUACCUCAGGCUCUGACCAUACUCUUGUGUGUAGGGGCGUGACCUCCUGUCUCACACAAUUUCUGCUGUGACAAUAAAAGAUAGAGGAAACUGAA
Messenger RNA from Rattus rattus (black rat), 2172 nucleotides. RefSeq names its product NDRG family member 2 (gene Ndrg2). The record is from RefSeq and is a predicted model, not a curated record. Gene Ontology annotation, cellular component: cytoplasm. Lineage: Eukaryota; Metazoa; Chordata; Mammalia; Rodentia; Muridae. Gene Ontology annotation, biological process: signal transduction.